CCUCCUCCACCUCCUCCUCCACCUCCUCCUCCUCCUCCACCACUCACACACACACAGGAAUCAAUGGUUAGCAUAACGUAACGGAGAUAGUCUUGCUUCUUUUAUUUCUUCCUCUAGUAAAGGAUGUCUAAACGCCUGCGAAACACUGAGCUCUGCGCCGACUGCAAUGUUCCGGAGCCUCGCUGGGCCUCGGUGAACAGGGGGGUGUUGAUUUGCGAUGAGUGCUGCAGCGUUCAUCGAAGUCUGGGCAGACACAGCUCACAAGUCCGCCACCUGACGCACACACCGUGGCCUUCCACGCAGCUGCAGAUGGUUCAGACAUUAUACAGCAAUGGUGCAAAUUCAAUAUGGGAGCACUCUCUUCUGGACCCUGCGUCUGUGAUGAGUGGAAAACGCAAGGCCAACCCUCAGGACAAACUGCACCCGAACAAAUCAGAGUUUAUCAGAGCCAAAUAUCAAAUGCUGGCAUUUGUCCAUCGCAUGCCUUGCCGGGAGGAUGACAGCUCAACAGCCAAGGAUUUAAGUAAGCAACUCCACUCAAGUGUACGGACCGGGAAUCUCGAGACUUGUCUGAGGUUGCUAUCCCUGGGAGCACAAGCUAAUUUUUUUCACCCCGAAAAAGGAAACACUCCGUUGCAUGUAGCUGCAAAGGCAGGGCAAGUAUCUCAGGCUGAACUAUUGACUGUUUAUGGGGCAGAUCCCGGAGCCCCCGACAGCAAUGGCAAAACUCCCAUUGACUAUGCAAGGGAAGCUGGCCACCAUGACCUGGCCGAUAGAUUGGUGGAGGUUCAGUACGAACUAACUGAUCGCCUGGCGUUCUACCUGUGUGGGAGAAAGCCAGAUCAUAAAAACGGCCAGCACUUCAUUGUUCCACAGAUGGCUGACAGGAACAUCAGUUUAGAUUUAUCAGAACUGGCCAAGGCAGCAAAGAAGAAACUGCAGUCUCUCAGCAACCAUUUAUUCGAGGAGCUCGCCAUGGAUGUGUAUGAUGAGGUGGACCGGCGAGAGACUGAUGCAGUGUGGUUGGCUACACAGAAUCACAGCACGCUGGUGACCGAGACGACUGUGGUGCCUUUCCUUCCUGUGAAUCCAGAGUAUUCCUCAACACGAAACCAGGGGCGCCAGAAGCUUGCAAGAUUCAAUGCACAUGAAUUUGCAACUCUUGUGAUCGACAUCUUAAGUGAUGCUAAGCGCAGACAACAAGGGAAUUCAAUAGUCAGCCCCAAAGACAAUGUUGAAUUUAUCCUGAAGAGUGUGGCUGUUAGGCAUUGUAGUGAUAGCCAGGACAAUGACCAGCCUGACUAUGACAGCGUGGCGUCUGAUGAGGAUACAGAUCAAGAGCUCCCCUCGAGCAAAGGAGAUAGGACCAAGAGCCUGGACUCGGACCUCUCAGACGGCCCCAUCACUAUGCACGAAUACAUGGAGGUGAAAAACGCGCUCUCUGCCUCUGAAGCCAAGGUCCAGCACCUCAUGAAAGCCAACAACAACCUGAGUGAUGAGCUGAGGCUGAUGCAGAAAAAGCUACAAUCUCUGCAAAGCGAGAACAUCUCUCUCAGGCGGCAGGUCACAACCAAUAUCUAUCAGAUCCCCAGCGGUUCAGACUACCCCGACCCCUCCAGCCCCUCAGCCCUGAAACGCCGGCAGUCUGCGCGGGCCAGUCGGCCCAUGUCUAUGUAUGAGACCGGCUCAGGCCUGAAGCCCUAUCUCCCUAAAGGGGAAUCUCCCUACCCAGAGGAGGGUAUCCCCACCCUGCAACCCUUCCCACCUCAUACGGAAAGGGGCGCUUUUGUGACCACCUCUUCAUCCCUCCCCUCAUUUCCAUCCACCCUGUCUUGGUCGAAGGACGAAAGUGCUCAAAAGGCCACGAAAUUAGAGAAGCAAAGCAGCAUGCCGGAAAGUGACUAUGACAACACAUUCAAUGACUCUGAGAUGGAUGAUUCAGGUUUGUGCAGGAGAGGGAGGCUGAGGAGUAGUGGCUGGCUGGGGGAGGGCAGCUCUAUCCCUGAGCUGGAUGAUCUGGAAAUGGAGCCAGACCCCACGCUUCCCAGCACAGAGGACGUCAUCCGCAAAACCGAGCAGAUCACCAAGAAUAUCCAAGAGCUGCUGCGAGCUGCUCAAGAGAACAAACAUGACAGACCAUGUGAACGUGAAGGUGUGCGUCGGCUCAGGCACAGCCUGGGAUGCUUCAGCACACUGGUGCCCUGGGCCGAGAAGGCCCCCCCUUCCCUUCAGCCGCUCAGCCUGCGGUCCCCUGACCCCACCUCCUGCUUCAUACCCUGCUCAGAAAGAAUACAUGUGGCUGUAACAGAAAUGGCUGCCCUCUUUCCAAAGAAGCCGCGCUCAGAGACUGUGAGAGGCCCUCUGCGCUUGUUGACCUCCAGCGCGUACCGGCUUCAGAGCGAGUGCAGAAAGGCGGUGCCUUCAGAGGGCUGCCCGGGACCGGACAUGCAGCUGGUCACCCAGCAGGUCAUCCAAUGUGCUUAUGACAUUGCCAAGGCAGCCAAGCAGCUUGUCACCAUCACCACAAAGGAGAAUACCAACUAACAGCACUUACAAGGCUGCAAAGCCGUCAGCAUCUCAGUUCUGUUCUUAUAUAUAUUUUUAAUGAUUCUGUUGGGUUUUUUUUGUAAUUGUGGUAUAUGCAUGCAUUUGUUUUUUAAUUUAUGAAUGAAUAUUGACGAUAUUUAAAGCCAGCUCUGCAAAAUCUGAGCAUUAAGGGAAAAAGUCAACAACUCAACUUAGGGAUAUGCAGCUGUUGUAAUAGCACAAUUGCUCUUGAGGUAAAAAAAAACAAA
Messenger RNA from Morone saxatilis (striped sea-bass), 2795 nucleotides. It is a transcript of the gene git2a, whose product is annotated as G protein-coupled receptor kinase interacting ArfGAP 2a. Lineage: Eukaryota; Metazoa; Chordata; Actinopteri; Moronidae. Gene Ontology annotation, biological process: regulation of ARF protein signal transduction; brain development. The record is from RefSeq and is a predicted model, not a curated record. Gene Ontology annotation, molecular function: protein binding; GTPase activator activity. The transcript is spliced from 22 exons. Bases 124 to 2544 code for a protein of 806 amino acids.